This is a messenger RNA of Anthonomus grandis grandis, 2482 nucleotides long. RefSeq names its product transmembrane protein 214 (gene Tmem214). The transcript is spliced from 8 exons. Lineage: Eukaryota; Metazoa; Arthropoda; Insecta; Coleoptera; Curculionidae. Bases 129 to 2087 code for a protein of 652 amino acids. The record is from RefSeq and is a predicted model, not a curated record. Gene Ontology annotation, cellular component: endoplasmic reticulum; Golgi apparatus.
CGUCACGUCAUCAACCAAUUUCUAGGUUAUGUUUUAACUUUUUUUGAACUUUUCAGAGUCUUUUCACUGUUUUCGAAAAAAGAUUAAUAAUUAAUUUCACCUAACUACCCAUUUGUUAAUUAGGAAAAAUGUCCGGCCAGUGGGAAGUAGUACGAGGCAAAAACGACCGCAAAAGCAAACUGCCCGUUUCGAAAACUGCGGGUAAACAAACCAACGAAGGGAAACCCAAGAAAACGAACAUUCUAAAUGGAGUUAGAAUUGAUGAAGUUUUACCAAAGUCGCAAGUACAAAAUCUCUAUUCCGGAAAACAGGCGAACAAAGAAAACAAACCGGUAGUAGAAAAACAAAAAGUGAAUGAAACCAAGAAGCCUGAGAAGAAAAGCAAUAAUAAGGGUCCUUCGGAGACCCCUAAGCCAAAACCACCAAAAUCAAUUGAAGCCGGUUUAUUAGCAAUAAACACUGAUGAGUUUGUACAAAUAUUUGAAAAAUCAAAACUAUCAUUCCCUGAUGCACCCAUAGUGUGGCUGAAAGAACUUACACAGUUUUUAAAUCAAAAACUUCCUUUGGAAAUUCAGGAUCCAGUGUUUUCAAACAAGCCAAUUGGUUACCCUCUCAGCGUGGUGCCUUCACCAUUAAAAUCUACCAUUGAAAAAGCAAUAAAAGAAGCGGGAAAAAGCAACGCACAACUUUACUUCGACAUCGCUUUAACUUCCAUGGUGACCGAUCUCAGUAAGGGGCUUUCGGCGGUAGGAUAUCGGUUUUUCUUGCAACAAAUUGCCUUAAGUGAGCCUAAACUCGUCACCGAAAACCUCACAAAACACGUUUCUCUGAGAAACUCUUACCAAAACCGAGCCAAUGUUGCCUUAUCUAUUUUAUGGUCGGUGGGACAUGUGGGAAACAAGGAUCUUCAAUGUGGAUUAAAAGUAUUCGAAGACCUCAUGUUGCCCCUCUUAGAAAUGAAAAGUUACUCGCAAUACGUUCUAAAGUAUCUGGUGCAGUUAACCAACCAAGACUUUGAAACACAACUUACCAAGGAACAGUACCUACUUAUCUUAGAUACUGCAUUUUCAAGUAAAAAAAACCUCCCUGCUGCUUUACAAAAGGAUUUGGUUAAAAACGUGCCGAAAUUGAAAAAGCUGCUAUUCAGCAACAAAAAGGAGAGAUAUAAUAGUUAUGUGGAGGUUUUGCUUAAGAAAAUCAACGCUACCACCAAUGUGUCAUAUCAAAAUGCCUUAUGUGAUAUUUUAAUAGAUAUAUUUAACAAGGACCAAUCUACUUUAGCUGUUUGGAAUAAGGUUUACUCUAAGAAUUUAUUGGCCAGUGCUGUUUUGCUGCGUUAUAUGAGUGAUAAUCGUGAUAGCCUUAAGCCUAAUCUUAAAAAAGACUUUAAAGAAUUAUUAGCGCACUUUUCGGCGAUAAACGAAGAGUUGUCCCAAAAAAGGAGGAAGGAUGAAGGGUUGAAAGAAGCUAUGUUUGCUCUUAAGAAAGCCAAGGAACAGAAAAAGGAGCAGAAGAAAAGCAGCGGAGUUUUCGGAAAGUUCCUUUCAACCCUCUUUUUACUUGCUUUCAUCCUGGUGUUAACUGAACCCUUCUACAGGCUCAGCAAACCCAGGGCUGACUUGUACAUGUUCAGAAUUGCCAGGAAAGUUGGCGAGGCAGGUCUUUGGCUGGAUGGUAAAUUAGCUAAAAAUGUGCCCAAGCCUUAUUAUGGUCAGGCCAAGGAGUUUAUGAAGCCUUAUGGGGCUCUGGCCGGAGAUUUAUUGCAAAUUGGGGUUAAUAUUCAUGAUAAUGCCCGAGAAGCUUUUGCCGGAUUUGUUGAUGAGAAAUAUCCUAUAGUUGUGGCUUCGAUUGAUAACUAUGCUCCAGGCUUAAUUGACAAUACCCAAGUGAUUUUUAAUGAUGCCUUUGCCAAGAGCAUUCACUACUACCAGUCAGGAGUCAAUUAUCUCCAAAAGGAAGUCUUUGUUGGAGAACUUUCUCCUGAAAACAUCCAGAGGGUGGUGGUGACUGCAUACAAUACAACCUCAGAAAAAGCCAUCGAGUACUACCAUUGGGUGUACCAAAAAGUGCAGACAAGCAUCAAAUAACUCCAAAAUUACCUUUAGGCUGUUUUUUUUUUGUUACAUUCUCUCCUUUAUUCCAUCGAGAGUUUGGGUUUGGUACACACACUUUUAUUGAUAUAAAGCAAUGGGGGCUUUGUGUGUACCCAGCCUAAAUACUCAACAUUAAAAUAGCAAAGCAAUGUGGUACAGGACUAAAAUAACGAAAUUUGGUGCCUCAAUAUCAACACUAGAUUUCUGACAUAUUCAUGACUUGGUUUGUUAUUUUAAUUUGAGCAUAUUAUGAUCUUAUUGAGUGUGCAUAUUGUGUCAACGAUUAUACUUUUUUUUAUUAUAUAAAAAAUUAUACAUAAUUUAUUUUAAACGAGGUAUUGUUAGGAGGAAAAGUAUGUUGAUUAUUGAAAUAAAACAAUUUUUUACUA